Messenger RNA from Hemicordylus capensis (graceful crag lizard), 1997 nucleotides. Its product is annotated as E3 ubiquitin-protein ligase TRIM7-like. The record is from RefSeq and is a predicted model, not a curated record. Gene Ontology annotation, molecular function: zinc ion binding. The transcript is spliced from 8 exons. Lineage: Eukaryota; Metazoa; Chordata; Lepidosauria; Squamata; Cordylidae. Bases 1 to 1149 code for a protein of 382 amino acids.
AUGAAAUCAUGGCUGGCAGUCAGAGUGGCCACUACAGCUCUCUGCAGCAGACCCUCUUCCCAGGCUAGACAGCUCAGCCUUUGCCAGAGCGGUUGUCUGCCCUCAGUGCAGGGGGAGAGUUCAGCGGAGGGACCUGGCGCCAAACAGGCAGCUGGCCAACUUCAUGGAGAUCGCCAGAGAGCUGAAGGUGCAAGAGGAGGAAAGAGGAGGGGGUGGCGUUUCUGCGAGGGGCACCAGGAGCCCCUGAAGCUCUUCUGCAAGGAGGACGAAGCCCCCAUCUGCCUGGUAUGCGGCAGAUCCAAGGAGCGCCGAGCUCACGACGUGGUUCCUGUGGAGGAGGCUGCCCUGGAGUACAAGGGAUGGGUCAGUAGCAGCCUGGAGAAUGUGAGGAAGGAGAAAGAGAAAGCUCUGCAGUCUAAAGCAGAAAGAGAAAGCCUAGCCUUGCUUACAAAAACAAGAGCAGAGAAGGAGAAGACAGUGGCUGAGUUCAAAAAACUCCAUCAGUUUCUGAAGACACAAGAGAAACUUUUGCUGGCCCAGAUCGAAGAGCUGGAGAAUCAACUUGAAAGAGAAAGAGCUGCACACAUGGACGAACUCCCUGAGGAGCUCUCCUCUCUGGAAAGGACCAUCCGGGAGAUGGAGGAAGAGUGUCAGCCACCAGAUGUUAAAAGCAACUUGCAGAGUUGUGAGAAGGAGCCAUCUGAGAAUCCAUCGACCUUUUCUCCUGCCCUGAAGUGGAAGAUGUGGGAAUGCCUUGAUAUAAAUCCCUUUCUGGAGGGCAUCAUGAAGCAGUUCAAAGAUGCUCUGGAAUCUGGACUUCAGCCGCAGAAAGAUACAUGUUGGAGACUGGUGGAGGACCAAAUUCAAAGCAGGGAGGGAACAUGUCUUAAAGCUUGUCUGCUUGCAUUUUAUUGGAGCUCUGGAACCACAAAUGAGUCAGCUAGGGGAAUGGGAAAGAAGAAUGAGGAAGGCGUUCCAUGCCAAAAACACCCUGGGUUUUUAACCUUAUUCCUUAGAACUACACUUCUAGAUCAGCCCAAUGUCCAUAUCAUCAGAUGGUGGCCAGGCAGGUGUUUGUAUGAAGUUCUCAGGCGGGGCAAGAAAGUUACAACCCAACCCUGUUGCUUAUCACCAACAUAUUUGUAUUAAGUCAGAGGCAGGCUUUUAUGUUUCCAUAUCUAGAUCUACCAUAGUCGAUGAACCAGGCCCACAAAGUUUGGCCAUUGAUACUAUCUCUGGGGCAAAUGUUCAUAGUGAUUUUUGGCAACAUCUACCCCCCUAAAAAUGGAAAAGAGGUGUUAGCCUUGUUGCAUUUGCUGCUUUCUCUGUGUUAUCACCGCUUCUUUAUCUCUGUCCCCAAAUGAUUAGGGUAAAGUUCCAGUCAUUUUUGCGCUGAGGAAAGAGUUAGGGUAACAAUGAACAAAUUAUUAUACUCUCUCCAUGGAGUAAUCUUUGGAGGACAUUCCUGCCAAUUUUCAUUUCCAUUUUUCUAACAACCUCAGUAAAAUUUUAUAGUAGUUUUUGUGUUCUUAAAAUUUAAGAGCUUUUAAAACACCAUUGCAAAUUUGGCCACUGAAGGCCUAAUGCUCAGAACAAUAAAGGCAUAACACCCUGAAAUUUGAAAAUAUUGCAGUGCUACCACCUUUUUUACAUCUCUAGUAGUGGGGACACCUGAUUGUCAAAAACUGCAGUGAGCAUUUCCCCUUUUAUUUAUUUAUUUUAUCAUAUUUUAGUCUAUUUUAUUGUGUUUAACUGACUUGGAAAAAACCCCAACUGUAUCUGGAAGCCACUCUGGAUGCAGAUAAAAAGGUGCAGUAUACUUUUAAAUCAGGCUUGAGAAGAUUCAAGGCUUCUAGGACCUUUUGCUUUAUAUUAUUAUUAUGCUGUUUACACACAGUCUAUCAGAUGUUAUUGACUGGAUUUGGUACUUUAAUUAUCGGGCCCUUUCCAAGGGUCUAGGAUAACCAAAGGAAAAUUAAAGAUAGCAUCGUAGUAUU